AUGCCUUCUGUCGAAUUUGAAGGAAUCUAUCUCAACCAGUCCAAGUCCCAGGGCCGUAUGCGUAUUGCUGAUUCUGGGCUUGGGUGGAAGGCAAUCAUCUCCAAAAACAACCCAUCUACAAACAACCCUCCAUUUUUGCUACCAAAGGAAAAUGUGCUCACUGCUUCCUGGUCCAGAGGCGCUAGAGGCUGGGAAUUGAGGUUCCAAACAGGCUCUGAUGGUGUUAUUAUGCUUGAUGGUUUUGAUCAGCAGGACUUUAAUAAAUUGAAAAUUGAAUUGCAGAGAAAUUUCGAUGUCCAACUAGAACAUAAAGAACAUUCGCUUAGAGGUUGGAAUUGGGGUAAAGCUGCUUUGCUAAGAAACGAAUUGGUCUUCAACGUUAAUAAUAAACCUUCAUUUGAGCUUCCUUACUCUGAGAUUUCAAACUCAAAUUUAACAGGAAAAAACGAGGUAGCAAUUGAAUUUAAUUUAAGUACUGACAAAUUGCAAACUAGAACUGGCGAUGAAUUGGUAGAAGUCAGGUUAUAUAUCCCGGGAAAUGUUGAAAAGGAAAAUGACGCUAACGAGAGCGAAAAUAACGAAAAUGAAGGGGAAAACACUGAAGAACAAAGUGCUGCUUCUGCUUUUUAUGAACAACUAAGAGAAAAGGCCGAUAUAGGCCAAGUCGCUGGUGAUGCUAUUGUCUCCUUCUCUGAUAUAUUGUUCUUAACUCCAAGAGGUCGUUAUGACAUAGACAUGUAUCCAACUUCCUUGAGGUUAAGAGGUAAAACCUAUGAUUACAAGAUUCAAUACAGACAAAUUCAAGGAAUCUUCACUCUACCCAAACCUGAUGAAAUUCAUAACAUAAUGGUCCUUCAAAUUGAUCCUCCUUUAAGACAAGGUCAAACAAGAUAUCCCUUCUUAAUAAUGCAAUUCAUGAGAGAUGAAGUAUUAACCGUAGAACUAAAUGUUGAUGACCAAGAAUUCAAUGAAAAAUAUAAAGGUAAAUUGGAAAAAUCCUACGAUAAAAAUACUCACUUGGUCAUAUCCCAUUGUUUUAGAGGCUUGACAAAUAACAGAAUCAUUGUCCCUGGCACUUUUUCCUCAAAAUUAAUGCAAAGUGCUGUUAGUUGUUCUUUAAAAGCAAGCGAAGGUCACCUUUAUCUAUUGGAUAAAUGCUUUCUCUUUGUUACAAAACCAACCGUUUAUAUCCCAUUUUCGGAAGUCUCAAGUGUUGUCAUGUCAAGAUUGGGCAAAUCUGUAUCCUCCUCAAGAACUUUUGAUUUAGAAAUUGAUUUAAGAAACUCUUCAAUAAAACACGUCUUUGCUAAUAUUUCAAAAGAAGAACAAAACUUUAUUGAAAACUACUUGAAAGAAAAGAACAUCAGAGUUAAAAAUGAUGAAAAAGAUGGUCAGGAUAUCUUAAAUCAUGCCCUUGAUUUUGAUGAAGACCAGGAUAUGAGCAGUUCAGAUGACGAAGAUUUCAAUGCUGAUUCGGAAUCUGCUUCCGAUGUUGCUGAAGAAUUUGAUUCAGACCAUCAUACUUCUGGUAGUGAAAGUGAAGAUAAUGAUUCAAAGAGACCAAAAAAGAAAGCUAAGAAAUAA
Messenger RNA from Ascoidea rubescens DSM 1968, 1584 nucleotides. RefSeq names its product FACT complex subunit POB3 (gene POB3). The transcript has a single exon. Bases 1 to 1584 code for a protein of 527 amino acids. Gene Ontology annotation, molecular function: DNA binding; nucleosome binding; histone binding. The record is from RefSeq and is a predicted model, not a curated record. Lineage: Eukaryota; Fungi; Ascomycota; Saccharomycetes; Ascoideales; Ascoideaceae. Gene Ontology annotation, cellular component: FACT complex; nucleus.